Messenger RNA from Parathielavia appendiculata, 2258 nucleotides. RefSeq names its product PAB-dependent poly(A)-specific ribonuclease subunit PAN3. Lineage: Eukaryota; Fungi; Ascomycota; Sordariomycetes; Sordariales; Chaetomiaceae. The coding region runs from base 140 to 2140 and encodes 666 amino acids. The transcript has 7 exons. Gene Ontology annotation, biological process: protein phosphorylation; mRNA processing; nuclear-transcribed mRNA poly(A) tail shortening. Gene Ontology annotation, molecular function: protein kinase activity; metal ion binding; ATP binding. The record is from RefSeq and is a predicted model, not a curated record. Gene Ontology annotation, cellular component: P-body; PAN complex.
GUGCUUCGCUCGCAUGCCGCUUUCUAUGGGUGCUAUAUCGCCCGUGAGGUCAAAACAUGGGAGAACUCCGUCAUCAUCAUAUAUCGUAGCAUCGGUCAAGGCCUCGUCUUUCUGUCCUUGAAUCGGUCGUUUCCCCACCAUGGCCGCGACACGGUAUCCUACGAACGAUCUCCGUCGUCAGGUUGGCUCGCCGAGGUCAAAGGGCCGAGAAAACAAGGAUACGCUAUGCCGCAAUAUUCUCAUAUACGGCAACUGUCGCUAUGAGGACCAAGGGUGCACCUUCAACCAUGAUCAGAACAAGACUUCACCCCAAGCAGACUUUGCCAAAAAGACAUUCAACGUAGACUCUCCAUCAUUCACGCCAUCAAGCCAGCAGCCCACAGCAGCGAAAAAGACUACCCUUUCGUCUCAGGCUGCCAAUGCGGCUCCAUUCACGCCGCGAGGGGUGGGCACGCCGAACCUGCAGCAGACCACCGAAACUUCUGUAUUCAACCCAGCGACGAUCAGGGAGUUCACACCCCAGAACUACGACAUUGGCAACAACAACACAAACGGCGUUGCGCAGGAAAAUGGGUUGUACAACGAUCCAUUCACCGCCAUGGGGUCCUUGGCCACUGGCUUGCCUCCCGCCGGGCAGUUUAACCUCUACGCCAGUGAGCACAAUGCCCUCGCCAGUUCUGGGGCAUCCUUCUAUCCGCAGCACGGGAGCUUCCCUACCGGCCCAAUUCAGCCGCCCAACUAUCACCUUUACCAACCUUUCGAUACCUACCGACAAGAACUUCAGCCAUGGCAGCGGGCAACCUAUGAUUUUUUCAUGCCGGCCAAGAUGCGAGAAGAGCUGCAGAAAAGGAUGUUUGCGACCCAGCAAGUGAUGCCAAGUGAGUCUCUCACUGUCAGCUCUCUCCGCCGCCCUUGCUCUUUGCUCACGCCGACAGACUCCGGAUUGCCCCAGCUCGAGCGCUGGCACUCUCUCUUCCCACUCGACACCAACAACAGAAAGAACACAGCGUCUUUUGGGUACCCGAGUUGGGUAUACAAAGCCCAGAAUAGCCGGACUGGGAGGCACUACGCCCUCAGGAGGCUUGAAGGCUACCGAUUGACCAACGAGAAGGCGAUACUUACCGUCAUGAAGGAAUGGAAGAAAAUCAAAAACGCCAAUGUCGUGACGGUGCACGAAGCCUUCACCACGCGAGAAUUUGGCGACAGCUCCCUGAUCUUCGCAUACGACUACCACCCUUUAUCCAGAACGCUGCAAGAGCACCACUUGCAGCCAGCCCAUGGCAAUCGGUACAGACCACCCAGCACCAUACCGGAGAAUGUUCUCUGGGGAUACAUCUGCCAAAUCGCCAACGCGCUUAAGACCAUUCACUCGAACAAGCUGGCCGCUCGAUGUAUCGAGCCCAGCAAGAUUAUUCUCUCAGACAACCACCGCAUUCGGCUGUCUGCCUGCUCCAUCGUGGACGUGGUGCAAUUCGAGAACAACACAAAGUCUCUUCACGAAUUGCAGCAGGAAGAUCUUGUCAAGUUUGGCAGGCUCAUAGUCUCCCUUGCCACCAGCACCCCGAUCGCACACUUGAACAACAUCCCCGUGGCGCUGGACUCUCUUGGCGCAAAAUACUCGGCAAACAUUAAGGACGCCGUGGCAUGGCUCAUAGCGCCUCCGAAUUCAGGCGAGUCCAAGAGCAUAGAGAACUUCAUCAGCGGCAUCGCCACUCACAUGACAACCUUCUUCGACCUCGCCCUGCAGGACAACGACGAGAAACAAUUCCACCUUGCCAGGGAGCUGGAGAAUGGUCGGGCUGCCCGCAUCAUGAUGAAACUGAUGACGAUCCUCGAGCGGGGUGAUCUUGGUGCCGUGCAAGGUUGGUCCGAGACGGGCGACCGGUACCAGCUCAAGCUCUUCCGCGACUACGUCUUCCACCGGGUCGAGGCUGACGGAAAACCCAACCUAUCGCUCGGGCACAUACUGAGCUGCCUGAAUAAGCUCGAUGCGGGCAUUGAUGAGAUGGUCGUCUUGACCAGCCGGGACAACGAGACAGUCUUUGUGCUCACCUACCGAGAGCUCAGGCAAAUGUUUGAUCGCGCGUUUAAUGAACUCGUCAAACACAGCAAGACCGGCGCUCCGGGCGCGAACAACUAGGCGGCGCGCCCGCUGCGGCGUCGGGUUCCAAGGCGACCUCGCCCGACGAGGAGUGAUCCAGCGACGAGUUACAGGGCUGGGUGGUUUCCGGUAGGGUACUACCCUCCAACGGUUUUGC